Messenger RNA from Hippopotamus amphibius kiboko, 3222 nucleotides. It is a transcript of the gene JMJD4, whose product is annotated as jumonji domain containing 4. Gene Ontology annotation, cellular component: cytoplasm; nucleus. Lineage: Eukaryota; Metazoa; Chordata; Mammalia; Artiodactyla; Hippopotamidae. The coding region runs from base 367 to 1668 and encodes 433 amino acids. The record is from RefSeq and is a predicted model, not a curated record. Gene Ontology annotation, molecular function: sequence-specific DNA binding; histone H4R3 demethylase activity. Gene Ontology annotation, biological process: positive regulation of translational termination; protein hydroxylation; negative regulation of gene expression. The transcript is spliced from 7 exons.
GCACGCAAUCAGCAUGCGCCUAAGGCCUGGCUCGCCGCAUUUCAGGCUCCGGCAGGAACUCAGACCGCCGGCUCUUGGUUCCGCUCCACUGCUCCGGGACGACCACGGGCUAUGAGUUUUAAAGAGCUGAAGAGUGGGAAUUCGGCAGCCGGUUUCUGGACCUCCGCGUUGCGCCGCUUCGCCGCCGGGAGACCUCGCCGCUGCCUCCACCGUCCCCAGCAGCCCCUCUGCCCGCUCCGCAGGCCCCCUUGUCCCCGGCAGCUCCUCCGACCCCCUCCCCCAGCCCCGCCCUGCUUCAGCACCGCUAUAGAUUCCCCGGGCAGACUCCCACCCCGCGCACCCCGCGGGCGCCGAACCUAGCUCGGGAUGGACAGGGAGACGCGCCUGUUCGCCGAGAGCCACUUCCGAGGCCUCGAGGGGCGUCUCCCCAGCGGGGUCUGCCCGAAACUGGACUGCGUGGACUUCAUUGAGAAGCCGGACUGCUUUUCCUACGCAGACUUCUUCAAGGGCUACCUGCUCCCCAACAUACCCUGUGUUUUCUCCAGCGCCUUCACCGAGGGCUGGGGCAGCAGGAAGCUGUGGGUGACACCCGACGGGAAGCCCAACUUCGAUUAUCUGCUUCAGAACUAUGGUCUUGUGCCUGACGCUUUCUUUUCAGGAGACGUGGUUGUACCGGUUGCAAACUGCGGGGUCCGGGAAUACAACUCCAACCCCAAAGAGCACAUGCCCCUCAGAGACUACAUCAGCUACUGGAAAGAGUACAUUCAGGGAAACUACUCCUCUUCACGGGGCUGUCUCUAUCUCAAAGACUGGCAUCUGUGCAGGGACUCCUCGGCAGAGGGCGUGUUCACCUUACCCGUAUACUUCUCGUCUGACUGGCUCAACGAGUACUGGGAUGCCCUAGAUGUGGAUGACUACCGCUUCAUUUACAUGGGGCCCACCGGCACCUGGUCACCGUUCCAUGCCGACAUUUUCCGCUCCUUCAGCUGGUCCGUCAACAUCUGCGGGAGGAAAAAGUGGUUCUUCUUCCCACCGGGACAAGAAGAAGCCCUCCGGGAUUGCCACGGUAGCCUGCCCUACGACGUGACUUCCCCCACACUCCUGGAUAGCCGCCUUCACGCCAUGCAAGAUCGCUGUAGCCCACCACUGGAGGUCACACAGGAGGCAGGCGAGAUGGUGUUUGUGCCCAGUGGGUGGCACCACCAAGUCCACAACCUGGAGGACACCAUCUCCAUCAACCACAACUGGGUCAACGGCUGUAACCUGGCCAACAUGUGGCACUUCCUGCAGCAGGAGCUCUGCGCCGUGCAGCAGGAGGUCAUUGAGUGGAGGGACACCAUGCCUGACUGGCACCAUCACUGCCAGGUCAUCAUGAGGUCCUGCUCCGGGAUUAAUUUCAAGGAAUUUUAUCACUUCCUCAAGAUCAUUGCUGAAAGGAGGCUUCUCCUCCUGGCCAAGGGGAUGGGCCCUGGCAAGGUGGAGGGCGGCAAGGACACCGGGCUGGGCCCCCAGCAGGCCGCUUUUGAUGUUGGCCGCAUAGCUGAGGUGCUGGAGUCCGUGGUGGCCCACCCUGACUUCCAGAGAGUGGACACCAGUGCAUUUUCACCGCGGCCAGAGGAGCUCCUGCAGAAGCUGGAGGAGGCUGUGGCCGCCACCACAUCCCUUUAGUGCAUGCUGUGAAGAUCGGGUGCAACGCAUCCUUGGGCAACUCCAGAGGCACGAGUGUAGAAGGCAGUCAUCCUGCUCCAGGGUCCCUUCUGGAAAUAAAGCUCUGUCCUCCUGUGUGGCCUGGGACAUGUCACCUCCCUGUUGAACUGUCACCUUGGCGUCCCAGGCAAGAUGCCUGCUUUUAGGGGUCUGAUAUGUCCUGGCUGGCUCUUGGUAUCCCUGGGGCCCUGAUGCCUGUUGAGAGCAUCCAGGCUCCUUGUCCUCAUGAAGCCCAGCCAGGAUUAGGAACUGGAUCUGGUGAGGGGGUGCAGAGGGAGGUGUUGGUCAUUUCGACCCAUGGCAAGGAGGGACUCAGGAGUGGUGGUGGCAUGUGGCUAGGUUUUCUUCUCCCCACCCCCAGCCUUCCCUCAGCAAAAGCCAGCACCCCAGCUGACAGGCCUCCCAUCCUCAGCAGUGCAGGGCAGCUGGCCUGUCAGGCAGGGCCCCCUCUGCCCUAGCACCACAUCCCUGCAUGAGUCCCCACAUCUCCCACUAGAGCAAGACCCUCAGUGUAGGGUGGAGACACUGGAGCCCAAGGCAGCCCCAAGACCCAAGGCCUGUGUCUAUCCCAUCCUAGAACCACUGUUUAAAUGGAGCACUCCUUCCCUCCACUGGCCUGUGCCCCCUCCUCCCCAGCAGGAUCCUGAGCCAGAGAUACCUGUUGGUCAGGGCUCCAGGCCUCAUGUGCUGUCCUUCAUGCAGGCCCCCCAGGUGUCAUAAGUACAUCAUUCAGGUGCCACUUGGGCCCUGCUGGCAGUAGGGCAAGGCAAAGCACCAGUGAGUUUAUUCCCCUCCUGCUUGCUACAGCACCACCUUUCUCCUUCAGAGACUCUAAGCCCACCCUAGCAGCUGCGUACCCAGUGAGGGAGAGGGCCUUGCCCAAGGUCUCCCUGCAGGCCAGGUGGGGCCCAAAAUGCCAGCUGGACCCUGGGCCUCUUCCACACCUCACACACCUGUACCACACCAUCCAACUUCAACUCAUUGAAUGCCCACUAUUCACCAUCUAAAGUCACUUUGCAAACUGAUUCAGACACUCUGUGCACUCAUUCUGCCCUGUCCACAGUGUUGUCAUUGAAGACUCUUCACACUUGUCUGCACCAUCCAGCUUCCUCUUCUUGCACAUCUAUAUUACACCCAGUAGUCACAGUUUCAGGAUUCUCCAGAGAAAUGGCACCAACAGAAUAUAUGUAUUGAUAGUAAGAGAGGUGUUAAGGGCUGGUGAGUAUGAGGUCUGCAGGGCAGGCCAGAGACCCAGGGACGAGUUGACAUUGCAGUCUCAAGUCUGAAGGCUGGAAACUCGGGCAGGGUUUCUGUGCUGCAGUCUAGAGGCAAGUGCUUCUUUGGGAAACCUUUGAUCUUUGUUCUUAAGAUCUUCAACUGAUUCGAUGAGGCCCACCCACAUUGUGGAGGGUAAUCUGCUUAACGUCUGUUGAGUUAAAUGUUAUCACAUUUUAAAAAUGCCUUCACAGCAACAUCCAGACACUGGCUUUUUUUUUUUUUUUUUUUUUUUUUUUU